This is a messenger RNA of Ilex paraguariensis (yerba mate), 471 nucleotides long. The record is from the annotation of a GenBank genome assembly. NCBI's taxonomy places the organism in Eukaryota, Viridiplantae, Streptophyta, Magnoliopsida, Aquifoliales, Aquifoliaceae.
AUGAUUAUGAUCAGGGAGAGAAUUUCACCUUUGAGGAUAAGGAAUUUUAGUGAGAUGGUAGAACUGGCAUAUAUAAUAGAGAAAGAGAUGAAAUUAAAGGAUUUUCGAGGUGAGCAAGUUCAGAGGAGGAAUAAUCGGCCAUAUGGAAAUAAUGGAGGAUCAAGGAAUCAUCCAUAUGCACGACUUGGUAAUAGCAACAGAAAGAGCAGACUAAUCAAUGGACCAGGAGGUGGUAAUAAUACAAAGGAUUGGCAUACUUGUUUCCAUUGUGGAAAGAUAGGACAUAUGAGGAAUAGAUGUCCACAGUUAUCAUCGAAAGAGAGAAACAAUUAUUUGAGGUAUCAGCAGGGUGAGGGAUCAAAACCACUUGCUAUGCAAGGACAGAAGACACCACAAAAUCAAUCUGGUGGGGAACCAAGAAAUCUGAGAUAUGGACGAGUAUAUCAGAUGACUGCGAAACCAAUUGACUAA